Symbiodinium sp. CCMP2456 is the source of this 705-nucleotide messenger RNA. NCBI's taxonomy places the organism in Eukaryota, Dinophyceae, Suessiales, Symbiodiniaceae. The record is from the annotation of a GenBank genome assembly.
AUGGCUUAUGCCACCGAGUAUCCCAAAUACGUCACUUUUGCCAUGGUGCGGCAAGCGGACACUGACGGCACUACCACCUUGGCGGACAACUUGGUUGUACAAGGCAGGCUUCCCACGGGCCUGCUGGACAAAUUCCGCCGGCUUGGUGUGCAGUACGUAAGAUAUCUGCAUGAUGAAGCAGAAAGAGACGCUCCAGACUUCUACAACUCCUGGCAGGGAGCCUUCCAGGUGGAGAGCCUUGAGGAGGCCAUGCAGAAAGGCAACAGCAAAGCCAGUUUUUCCAUCCUCGAGGCUCAUUCAGAUGGCCGAAGACUCCGCCACACGCUUUGGUGUCCAGUCUUCCACCACCAUCCAGUCCACGGCGAGCUAUUCUUCAACUCGCUGCUGAACCGACACGGCUCUUGGCUCGACGGCCAUGCGGUGUUCGGAAAGCUGCCCAACAGCGAACGGCCUUAUCACUGCCUCUGGGGCGAUGGCACGGAGCUUUCUGAAGAGGAGCUUUCGGAGAUUCGCAAGGCCUACAGUGACAGCACCGAGUACAUCCGACUGGAUGCCGGUGAUGUCCUGGUGCUCGACAACCUCAGAGUAGUCCAUGGGCGCACGCCCUACAACGGCAGUCGUCUUUUGGGCCUGCUGCUGUCGGACAUGGUGCCGCGGCCGACCUGCACUGCACCGGAGGAGUUCGCCAAACGGCUGAGCCCCUGA